AUGCGCUGCCACGAGCCUAAAUUUACUGAGAAAGACAUCCCUGACUUGACGGGGUACGUCGCAAUCGUGACUGGAGGAAACUCGGGCAUCGGCUACGAGACUACAAAUCAGCUUGCCCUUCACAAUGCGCGCGUUUACAUCGCCAGUCGUUCCCGAGACCGUGUGAAUCAGGCAAUCAAACGAAUGUCGGAAGAUGCCAACGGACAGUCGCUCGACCUUCACUUCCUCCAACUAGAUCUCAUGGAUCUCAAGUCUGUCAAGGCUGCAGCGGAACAUUUCAAGACGCAGGAGCCACGCCUAGAUAUUUUGAUCAACAAUGCUGGCGUCAUGACUGUCCCAUACCAACUCACAGUCGAUGGAUUCGAGUCCCAAUGGCAAGUGAACUACGUAGCGCCGCACGUCCUGACUUCUAGUCUCAUGCCACUGCUAUUAUCAACAGCUGCCACAGCUGGAACCAAGGAUCGGGUCAUCCACUUUGAUGAUGUCAACAUGACCUCAACCAAGGGAAUGAUGGAGCUAUGGCAACGAUACGGUCAUUCCAAGCAAGCUAGUAUUCGUGACGCGAAGGAGAUCAACGAUCGCUUCAGCUCCCUUGGGGUGACUGCAUACUCACUGCACCCAGGCAUUGUGCGCUCCAAUCUCCAAAGCCAUGACACGACCGUGGUUGGGACCGUUGUCCGAGCUGUGAUCAAGGUCACUCCUCACAGUACUCCUCUGGAGGGAGCCUACAACUCGCUCUUCUCCGCCACCAGCCCCCUUGCACCGGCCAGCGGACAGGGCAAAUUCUUCAUCCCUGUUGGCAAGCUGGAGUCGCAGGCGGACAACUGGCUCAACGACGUGGAAACAAACGGACGAUUGUGGCAGUGGGGCGAAGAGCAGCUGGCUCGGCUGGGUUAA
Ilyonectria robusta is the source of this 897-nucleotide messenger RNA. RefSeq lists its product as uncharacterized. The record is from RefSeq and is a predicted model, not a curated record. The coding region runs from base 1 to 897 and encodes 298 amino acids. Lineage: Eukaryota; Fungi; Ascomycota; Sordariomycetes; Hypocreales; Nectriaceae. The transcript is spliced from 6 exons.